This is a messenger RNA of Symbiodinium necroappetens, 807 nucleotides long. Lineage: Eukaryota; Dinophyceae; Suessiales; Symbiodiniaceae. The record is from the annotation of a GenBank genome assembly.
AUUCGGUGGGGCGAUGAUGCAGUGAAGCUGAAGGACGGGAUUCCUGAGCGGGGACAUCUUUCACCAGGAUUCUUGCGUUGGUUUGCAUUGAAUGAGUUCCGGAAUGAUGAUCAGCCCGUCGCCGUUCGAGCGGAGGCUGUGGCUGGAUCCUUCGGCCUCUGCGUUCGAUCGAAGAGAACAAGGAGAAGGUUGGAAGCCUUGGGCCAAGCCUGGGGCCUGCUGCAGCGGCUCAGAAACCGCUCGCCGCGUGGCUGGAAGGAGAACCUGGGAUGCUCAUAUGCAGCAGUGGCCAAUGCAUCCAGGGGCGUGGGUGCAAGCUUAGCUGCCAUCGACAUCCCCUCGGAGAACCCUGGUGCAUCUUUGGAGGUGGGUUUGCUGGGACUUUCGCCUGGCAGCUGGUCCGCCAACACGUCGGAGUUCGUGCUGCAUGUGAUCCUAGACGACGUGGUUACACUACCAGAGGAGCAGACCGUGGUCGUGGAUUCGCUCGCUCCACCCUGCUGUUCUUCUGGACCCAAGCUUCAUCGCAUGUACCGGCAUUACACUCGCUUUUCAUCUGGGUCGCUGCGGAUUUUUCUCACCCCUCUCGGUGCGGGGCAGCUGACGGGUGCGAAGCUCUCCGCUCGUCGUACAGGUGAGCCUGUCUGGUUCCAAUCGCAAGAGGUGAUGCAGGAGAGAGUUCUGCAGCUGUACAUCAACUUGCAAGACAUGUCUGGGCAACAUGCCGGUGGAUUCUGGUUGGAAGUUGCUGUCGAGGUCCACCGUCCAACAAACUACACCUUGAGCCUUCUCUCAGAUUCUGCAGAG